Helianthus annuus (common sunflower) is the source of this 2494-nucleotide messenger RNA. Its product is annotated as glutamate receptor 1.2. Gene Ontology annotation, molecular function: ligand-gated monoatomic ion channel activity; signaling receptor activity. The transcript has 5 exons. Gene Ontology annotation, cellular component: plasma membrane. The record is from RefSeq and is a predicted model, not a curated record. NCBI's taxonomy places the organism in Eukaryota, Viridiplantae, Streptophyta, Magnoliopsida, Asterales, Asteraceae. Bases 30 to 2390 code for a protein of 786 amino acids.
AGGAGAUACAUGUGGGAGUGAUCCUUGAUAUGGGUUCAAGGGUAGGAAAGGUCAUUAAUCGCUUCGUUAUCAAGGGUAUUUCUGACUUUUACACUGCCAAUCCUCACUGCAGAACUCGGAUAGUUGUUAAUACAAGAGAUACCAAAGGAAAACGACUCCUUGCAUUAUCAGCUGCUCUCGAUCUUGUGGAAAACAAUAAAGUGCGAGCAAUAAUAGGCCCACACUCUACAACUGAAGCAAGAUUCUUGGAAAUUUUGGAAGAAAAGGCUAACCUACCAAUUCUUUCUUUAUCAACAAGUCCCUUUACCAAUCAAAAUCCAAAUUUUCUUCAAAUUGCACAAGAUGAAACCACUCAAUUUAAAGGCAUUGCUGCACUUGUGGAAUCCUUAUAUUUGAAUAACAUCAUUCUUAUAUGUGAAGACAAUGCAAAUGGGAGAGAAAUGGCUACUUAUAUUAUUAGUUCAUUUCGAAACCAUAACAAACAUGUUACAUAUACUAGCCUAAUUUCAACCUCUGUCAACCAUACACAAAUCCUUGAAGAAUUUCAUAAGUUUCAAUAUAUGCAAACCAAAGUGUUUGUGGUGCAUGGGUCACCUUCUAUUUCAUCCCGACUAUUUUCGAUGGCAAAAGACGUCGGUAUGAUGAGUGAAGGAUACACCUGGAUCGUAACAAGUAAAACUACAAACUUCUUGAAGUUCAUGGAUUCUAAAGCCAUUGAAUCGAUGCAAGGGGCUGUGGGAUUCAAAUCAUAUUUUCCAAAAUCAAGUAAAUUUCAUGGUUUGAAACAUUUUAUGGGGUUGAAGGAAGUAGAUUAUGAUGGUAUGUGGGCAUAUGAUGCUGUUUAUGCAUUAGCAAUGGCUGUUGAAAGGCUACAAACCAAAAAACAUGUUACAAAAUUAGCACUUCUUGAUCAUAUAUUAAGAACUACAUUUCGUGGUUUAGGUGGUGAAUUCAAGUUUGUGAAUGAGAGAACACUUUUAAGACCGAUAGAAGUUAAAAAUGUGAUUGGCAAGGGUGAUAAACGGGUGGGGUUUUCGAUUGUUAAUGGUGAGUUUGUCAAGAAAAUGGGAAAAACGAAUUCGUCUACCAAUAAUGGACUCGAACAUAUUGUUUUUCCUGGAGGGCAUACAAGUAUUCUAAACCACAGGAGGCUACAAGUGAAUGGAAAGAAGAUGAGAAUUCUGGUUCCUGUUUUUGGUGGAUUCAAAAACAUAUUACAAAUGGUUGUUGAUCCAAAAACAAAUCUAUCAAAUGUAAGCGGGUUUUGUGGGGAUGUUUUUAACGUUGCGUUUAAUGUCUUAAACCAUAAAGUAGACAUUGAAUUUGUACCAUACCUUUUUGAAGAAGGAAGGACUUUCAACGAUCUAAUUGACAAAGUCUAUUAUAAGGAAUUUGAUGCUGCUGUCGGGGAUAUAACAAUUACUUCAAAUAGAAGUCGAUAUGUUGACUUCACUUUGCCAUAUAGUGAUAUGGGAGUUGGGACAUUAGUGCGGAAUGCCGAUAAAAGUAUCUGGAUAUUUUUAUCUCCACUUAAUGCAGAUCUUUGGUUCACAAGUGCUGGUUUCUUUCUCUUUUUGGGGUUUGUCAUUUGGGUUAUUGAACAUCGUACAAACGAAGAGUUUCAAGGUUCAACAACGCAACAAAUUGGAACAACCCUUUGGUUUGCCUUUUCGACUCUUGUUUAUGCUCAUCGGGAAAAGCUGGAAAGUAAUUUAUCAAGAUUCGUAGUCACGGUUUGGGUUUUUGUAGUGCUUGUGUUGACAUCAAGUUACACUGCAACAUUAAGUUCACUAUUAACCGUACAACAGAUUGCAUUAAAGGGUGGGUCAGUCCAAUUCCAAGGGAUAUCCCCAGUUAAAGCAGCAGUGUAUAACAACGUAAAACUUAAUGAGGAUGUAUUGGUCGAAUUACGCUCAGCUGAUGACUAUGCUAAAGCAUUAAGAAAUGGAAGAGUUGGUGCCAUCAUUGAUGAAAUCCUUUACAUAAAAUCAGUUCUUGCAUUGUAUUCGCGUCAUGAGUUUUCAUUGGUAGCAACUUCAUCAACCACUAAUGGUUUCGGCUUUGUGUUCCAGAAAGGUUCAACAUUGGCAAAGGAUAUAUCGACUCAAAUAGCGAAACUACGUGAAGAUGGAACACUUAAAGCAUUAGAGGAUAAAUGGUUAGAACGUCAAUCUUCGAUUAUGUCAAAUGACUUUCCUGCGGUUUCACCAAACAUUUUGAAUCUUUAUGGAUUACGGGGUUUGUUUCUUAUAAGCGGGGUAUCGAUGGCCUUUGCUCUUUUGGUGUCCAUGGUUUAUCUUGCUCGUGAAAAAUGUCAAGGCAGAAGUAAAAUGGAGAUGUUAAGGCGUGUCUCGAAGAUCUGCCCAACUCCAAGUACAUGUACAAGAUAGUGAGGCAGAGAUAACAGUUUGACCUUUUUAUUAAGUUAAAUAAAUCUUGAUGCUAGAGACCUAAAAUGAUUUGUAACUUUAUAGAAGAGGAUGUAUCAAUAUUA